Messenger RNA from Brassica oleracea var. oleracea, 1783 nucleotides. RefSeq lists its product as uncharacterized. The transcript has 10 exons. The coding region runs from base 205 to 1539 and encodes 444 amino acids. Lineage: Eukaryota; Viridiplantae; Streptophyta; Magnoliopsida; Brassicales; Brassicaceae. The record is from RefSeq and is a predicted model, not a curated record. Gene Ontology annotation, molecular function: protein binding.
AUAGGGACCGUCCUUUUCCAGUGAUGUAUGAAAGAAAUAGAUAAUUUUUUUUUUAAUCUUUGUUUCUUCUCUCUUGCAAUCGAUCUCAACGAACGAACUUAAAUUUAGAAUCAUAAUAGUUUGCUGGAUUUAGCAGUCAAUCGGUGGUCAAUUCACGAAGAAUUUGUAUGGCCAGGUAGGUGCCUAUCUAUCAACUAAAUAAAGAUGUCUAAUUACCAAGCGGAGGUUGCUUCUGCAUACAUGGACCAUGUUGAUGAUGAUGAUGAUAUGGAGGAUGUUGAUGAAGCGGAUGAUGACAUGCCUGCAUCAGACUCUGAUGUCGACGAAUUUGACUACUCUAGUAAUAAAAUAGCAGAUACUUGUGCUGAGCAAGCCCGGAAAGGGAAAGACAUCCAGGGCAUUCCUUGGGACAGGCUUAGUAUCACCAGAGACAAAUACCGACAAACUAGACUUCAACAGUACAAAAACUAUGAAAAUGUUCCUCAUUCUGGUGAUUCCUCUGCCAAAGAUUGCAUGGCCACACAGAAAGGGGCUAUCUUUUAUGAUUUCUGGCGGAAUUCAAGAUCUAUCAAAUCAAGUAUCCUUCAUUUUCAGUUGAGAAAUUUGGUUUGGGCAACUUCAAAGCACGAUGUGUACCUUAUGUCACAGUUUUUGGUGAGCCACUAUUCUACAUUGACACCUAGGAAGCAUGAAGUUCUCAAUGUUGAAGGUCAUGUUUCCCCAUCCGAGAAACAUCCUGGAAGUUUUUUGGAGGGAUUUACCAAGACGCAAGUUAGUACACUUGCUGUGAGAGAUAAUUUUUUGGUUGCGGGUGGAUUUCAAGGAGAACUUAUAUGCAAGCAUCUUGAUAGACCUGGUGUGAGCUUUUGUUCCCGUACAACUUAUGAUGAUAAUGCUAUCACCAAUGCAAUUGAGAUUUAUAACAAACCGAGUGGUGCGCUUCAUUUCACGGCCUCAAAUAAUGAUUGUGGAGUCAGAGAUUUUGAUAUGGAGAGAUAUCAGCUUGUUAACUAUUUCCGCUUUCCUUGGCCAGUCAAUCACACAUCUCUGAGUCCUGAUGGUAAACUAUUGACGAUUGUGGGAGACAACCCAGAGGGCCUUCUCGUAGACCCCAACACGGGAAAGACACUGGGAACGCUAGUAGGACAUUUGGACUUCUCUUUUGCAUCUGCAUGGCAUCCAGAUGGGCUCACUUUCUCGACAGGUAACCAAGACAAGACCUGCAGGGUCUGGGACAUACGUAACCUGUCCAAGUCUGUUGCUGUCUUGAGGGGUAACCUUGGAGCAAUCCGAUCCAUCCGCUACACAUCCGAUGGGAAAUACAUGGCAAUGGCCGAGCCGGCUGAUUUUGUCCAUGUAUACGAUGUCUCAAAAGGGUAUGAAACAGAGCAAGAGAUCGAUUUCUUUGGGGAGAUCUCGGGAAUAUCCUUCAGCCCUGACACUGAAGCGCUCUUCAUCGGUGUUUGGGACCGCACUUACGGGAGUCUCCUUGAGUAUGGCAGGCGCCACAACUACUCCUACCUUGAUUCAUUUCUAUAACCAAUUUAGUCGACCCAUCAGAGGAAUAAAAUAGCUGCACACUCCCGUGGCUUUGUUAACCGACCAAUAAAAUACAUAACAGUAUAAUCAAAUCCCUAGUGGUGUAAAUGAUGUGUUGUACAAGUUCUAGGAUGUCGCAGAGAGUCCAUUUAGUUUAGCUUUUGAGUGUUGUUGAGGUUCAUGCAUGUGAUGUGUACAUUAGUGUUGAAUUUCAGCUGGAGUUAUAAACUAUUUACUCUGACCA